This is a messenger RNA of Effrenium voratum, 1161 nucleotides long. NCBI's taxonomy places the organism in Eukaryota, Dinophyceae, Suessiales, Symbiodiniaceae. The record is from the annotation of a GenBank genome assembly.
AUGGCCGAUACAGCCAAUGCUGGCCCCGAGCGUGAGCGCGUGGAUGAGCUCGCAGAUGAGCUUGUCAGGGUGGUGCGGCAGCGUCGUAGCCAGCUGCUUGAGGACAAGGAGAAGACGCGGCUGGAGUUUGAGGCACAGCGUGUCCAGCUGCACACCGAAUAUUCCCAACGCCUCUUCAACGCGGAGGAGGAGCUGAAGCAGAUCCUGGCGGAGCGGACGGCGCGGCGGCAGCUGGCCAAGGACAUGCGGCCCCAGGACGUGGUGACCCUGGACGUGGGCGGCAAGAUGUACACCGUGAAGCGCGAGACGCUCUGCCUCUGCCGCGGCUCGUUCCUGGCGGAGCUCUUUUCUGGCAGGUGGGACGACUCGCUGUUGCGGGACAAGGCGGGCCACAUCUUUCUGGACAUCGAGCCGGAGGUCUUCGACGUCAUCCUCGCCUGGCUCAGGGACUCGAAGAUCGGCACAGCGGUUUCGGCACCAGUGGCGCCGCCAAACCAUGCAGAGCACUUCCAGGAUGUGGUCCAGUUCCUGGGCCUCAGGUCAUACCUCUCCCUGGGGCCCAGUGAGUCGGAGGAGCCGGUGCCGGAGAAUCGGGGCUUCUUGAAGGCGGCAGGUUCUUUCCUUGCCUCCUGGCGCCCGGCGUCGGCGAAGAGCGCGCCCAGUCCGGAUCUAGCGGAGGAGGAGUCGCCGGAGGCGCACGAGGCCGAGGCUCAGGCUGCGGCGGUAGAUGUCUCGGUACCCACGGCGAAGGUGGGGUGGUCCUUGAAAGGUUCCGACCCCUCGGUGCAGAGGGGCGAGGAGGCCUCGGUGGCGGUGCCGGACACCACGAGCCAGCGCUGCUCCGCGGCCGCGCGGGCCACCCGGGGCUUCCAGCGGGGCGCCCACUGCUUCGCCGUGAAGGUGCUUCAAGCUGACUGCUGCUUCGUUGGCCUGGUGUCCUCCGAAUGGACGGCCACUUCCCAGCCGUUGGGCAAAGCUCCCCACAGCUGGGCCAUUUUCAGCGACGGCACCGUGUGGGCCGCCGGGAGGGAGCUGGAGAUGCUCCCCAUCACCUUCGGCGAGGGCAGCGCGCUGGUCUUCCACCUGGAGCUCCCUGAGCAGGGCCUCCGCAGCGCCUCGCUGGUCUACGGGUCGCACUUCCAGUGCCUCGGAGACGAGUGA